This is a messenger RNA of Colossoma macropomum (tambaqui), 4346 nucleotides long. RefSeq names its product tetraspanin 11 (gene tspan11). The transcript is spliced from 9 exons. Bases 184 to 966 code for a protein of 260 amino acids. Gene Ontology annotation, cellular component: membrane. The record is from RefSeq and is a predicted model, not a curated record. Lineage: Eukaryota; Metazoa; Chordata; Actinopteri; Characiformes; Serrasalmidae.
UGCGCCUCCUCCUCCUCCUCCUCCUCUCCAGCCGCAGUGACCCUGCGCUCCUCCUCUGCUGGACAGGGCGGCCGCUGCUGGAGCAACAAGCAGGCAGGACUCACUCACACACACGCUGGGGGGACGGUGAGCGACGUGCUAAUCCCUGAGAACGAGCUGCUUCUGGGUUCAGCAGGAGAAAAGAUGGGGAGCAUGUAUAAGGACGAGCAGGACGACUGGGUGACGGUGUGUCUGAAGUACCUCCUCUUCGUCUUCAACUUUCUCUUCUGGAUGGGUGGAGGUGUGGUGAUGGGCGUGGGGAUCUGGACUCUGAUUGAUAAAGGAGACUACCUGAGCCUGCUGGCCUCCAGCACCUUCGCUGUCUCAGCCUACAUCCUCAUCCUGGCUGGGGCACUGGUCAUGGUCACUGGAUUUCUGGGCUGCUGUGCGGUCAUCCGCGAACAGAGAAGCCUCUUGUCCACGUACUUCUCCUGUUUGCUGCUGAUAUUCCUGAUUGAGCUCAUUGCAGGAGUUCUAGCGUACGUGUAUUAUCAGAAGUUGAGCGACGAGCUGAAGCAGCACCUUAGCAAGACGAUGACGACGAACUAUGCUCAGCCAGGGAAGGAAGGCAUCACUCAGGCGGUGGACCGACUGCAGCAGGAUUUCAAGUGCUGUGGGAGCAACAACUCCUUCGACUGGCAGCAAAGCGUGUACAUCUUGUCCCCAGAAUCGGAGAAAAGGGUGGUUCCUGACAGCUGCUGCAAGACCAUAACUCCAAGUUGUGGCCGAAGAGACCACCCCUCCAACAUCUACAAAGUAGAGGGCGGCUGCAUCACUAAGCUGGAGCACUUCUUGGCAGACCACCUGCUCAUCAUUGGAGCUGUGGGGAUCGGCGUGGCCUGUCUACAGUUAGCGGGAGCACUGCUGACUGCAUGCUUUAUUUAUCUGCUUUAUAAAGAAGAGGAAGAAGACUUCUCUGACGUUUGAUUGACUAGUGCCACUAUUUGGCUCCUGAACAGCCAAGAGGGGACAAGAUAUGUGGGAUGGUGUUUACCUGCUGCCUGCACAGACAGAUAAAGCUAGACCCGUACUGACCGAUCAGCACGACUGCUACGGGUCACCCCAACUGCCUGCUGCCAGCCUGCACAGCCUUUCCUUUUUCUUUUCAAUGCCUAAACUGCAUGAAUGUGCCCUCCGCUCCAGAACAGACUCAAAUGGAGAGAUCCUCUCCCUUCUUUUAACACUUUGGCUCUCUAUUUCAGUCUGGUGGGUGAAGACACAUCAUGAAAACGUUUAUGGCCAGUUUUUUAUAAUGUGGGAGUCUCAGCAAGGAUGUAGCGGAAUGAACCGAUUUACACAUUAAGGAGGCUUUCUAGUCUCGAUUUGGCCAAAAAUGAUUUUCGAAAAAUAUGAAGAAGUCUAUUUUUAUUCAGUAUCUCUGUAAGCUGUGCUGUGUAUUCUUAUUUAAGUCUAUGUGUCUAUGUUGGUAGCAGUUUUAAGAUAUUUAAUCUUUAUGCUGCUAGAUGUCAACUGUCAACUGGGCACAAGAACUGGACCAAUGUAGUAUACUUGUUAGAAGAAUUCACUGUGGUAUUUUUAGUAAUAAUAGACAUAUACUUUUUAAAACGUAUUCAAGUAUUUUCACAUCAGUAGUUUCACAAAACUUGUAAUAAUCUCUAUAUGUAGUUCUCUUGCCAGAUAUGUGUUGCAAGGAAAGCAGCUGUGUACAGUGCGUACUCACAUUUUCCAGAACGACUACUGAGAAACUGCAAGAGCAGCUUCUAUCCCAUAAUGCAUUUCAAAAACGCCCUUGAUUCAGACAAAAGUGCCCCAAAAUGUGUCUGCAGAGCGCUACUCACUGAUUAAUGGGUUAGUUUGGCAAAAAAUGUGAUAUAUUUAUACCUUUACUCCAAAUGUUUGUCGGCCAAAAGAAGAUGUUUGCUUCUUUAGUUUUUCUCUAGAGCUAUAAAGCUGAUGUACCUAACAAGUAAUGCAAACUUAGCAAUUUAGCAGCCCUAACUUAUCUCACCUGUCUCUAACUGUGUCAAGUUAAGUCAUCUCAAACAGACUUGCUGAUAUUCUUUCUGACACCACAUAACAUAUUGAUAUCUCCAGUAAUGGACAACAUGCACCAUAGCUAAAACCUGCAGUGGCAGCUAUCUUGAAGCCUGAAGUCUAUCCAUCCAUUUUUAUAGACAACAGUAUGUCAUACAGUGUCGGAAACCACAUACGUGAGUCGUUUUGAGAUUAAAAAACUCAAUGCAGUUUGAGGCAAGAAUGUGGUGAUGUAGGCUUGCAGUUUGUAUGAUGAUAAUUGAUGGGAUGUCAUUAGCUACAUCAGCCUCGUAGUGCAAAAUUUAAGAAGUAAACCUCAGACACUGAGACCCUAUUUACAUCGUUUACUAUAGCAUACAAUUAUGAAACCUCUUUCGUGAUACUCAGCAAAACUCGUCUUUGUCCUAUUUAAACGUGAAUUAUGACCACUUACUGUUUAAAUGUUAGCUGUGUUUACUAACUCUGGAGCCUGAAGCGUUUGAUCAAAGAAAAUAUAGCCAGUCGUUUUAAAGCAGUGGGUUAAUUUUGCCUGGUAGUGGUCACUCAGUUGGCCAAGGGCGUUUUCUCCAGCUCCCUGAGCCAGUGUUUUUCUGUGUAGCUGAUUGGCUUAAGGCUGCUGCACUGAAUCUGAUGGAGAGUUUGGGAUCCCUAGCACAAUGGUGCAGCACAAAUAGAGACCAUAGUGAGAUUCUAGUUGUUGUAAAUAUGAUUUAUAGACUGGCAUUCAGUUUUCGACCCGCCGGCUAGUUUUACCAGUUUUACUUUAAGUAUUUAGCAGAAAAAUAGAUAUAUUUUUCAGUAAGGUAUAUUUCUUCUAUUUGCUUGUUGUGAUUGGUAGGGUGGUGCCCCAGCACCCAUAAUGGACAAAAGAAAACGUCCCACCUCUUAAGUUAAAUUUAGUAGCUUUGAGCAGCCCAAGCUAAUAAAAAAGGGCUAGUUUGGUUCAUUCACUGUCUUGCUGCAGCGCAUAACAUUUUAACGCACGUUGUCCAUGACCACCAUGACUACAGGGGGCUAAUUUCUAAACAGCUUAUUGUUAUGAACAUUGGUGUAAAGCAGAGUUAAGGAAAUGAAUAAUGGCAUGCAAAAUUGUGAUCUUUUGAACAGAACUGGAACAACAGGAGCAACACAGGUGAUUGGUUAUUGUAUACGAGCUGAUUUGUAUAUUAAUUGAAUUCCUGUCCGACUAACCAGAGGUGCACAUGAAAGACCAGGUAUAACCUAAUUUUUGAGUAAGAGAAAAAUUAAUUGUAAUUGUAAGUUAGACUGUUUGCCAAACACUGGCUAUAAUGAAUGAAUGAAUUAUAAUGAGUACUGUUCUGUAGACACACUCACAGAACUCUUGCUUUCACUCUCAUUUCAUGCUUUGGUAAUGUCAAAAGGCACCAUGCCUUCUUUAAAACCUGUGUCGUGAUGCUGGUUCUUACUGGCUUUCUCAUGUCAUGUUCCAUGGUUUUGUGCAGUGUAUGUUCUGUUGGUGUACCUUUAUUAUGUUCUAAGGCUUUCAAGUCACAAUCUUUCAGUCAUGUCAAUUGAAGCCGCGCUGCGCUAUGUGGAUGCAUUAACCUGCAGAGUACACUUUCCUUAUCUGUCAGAGAGGCCUUUAAUAGACCACUGCCUUCGAUAUUAUUAGACCUGUUAUAGCUGCAAAGGUGCGGAGGUGUUAAAGAUGCGAAAUCUUCGUACUCCAGGUGUUAAACUCCUUCCAUUUGGAUUGAAUCUCUGAAUUCACAUAUUAAAUCCUGUUAAGGAGAAAAUGUGCACCAUGGCCAGAGAUUAAAUGCAAAUAUUUUCUGCCAGCUCAUCACGAGGUUACCACAGCAACCCAGUCCAACUGAAACUCACUCUCAAUACCACUUUUGCCUUCUGCUCCAAGCAGAUGAAUUUAUUACGUUUAAUUUGGCCAGCAUGCACUAUUGUCUUAUGUACUGCAUAUAGCUGAAGCAUGCUUGGAAACCAGAUCUCUGUAGUCUCAGUCAUACUGUAUAAUCGGAUAUAAAUGGAACUGUUAAUUACAACUUUAAGAUGUAGAUCUGCACUUGAUUUAUAGUUCCUGACUUGGUGCAUAGAGAAUUUCAGUUGGGUACUAGUAUGUGCUUUAUAUGACAUGGAUAUCUAUUUUUCUUGCAUUUGAAUAUGUGCUACAUCUGUUGCCUAAAUGCCUUAAGAUAAAUGUGUGCUUUUUGGAAGGGAAUAGUAGGCCUGCUUUAUGCAGAUGCUGCAAACGCAUGUACUAUAAAUGAAUAUAUAUAUGUGCAUUUUUGAUACUGAAAGUAAAAUGUAUGUUUUGGGUAAAUAUAAGGAAUACCUAA